Daldinia childiae is the source of this 1491-nucleotide messenger RNA. RefSeq names its product putative zinc transporter zrg17. The record is from RefSeq and is a predicted model, not a curated record. The coding region runs from base 1 to 1491 and encodes 496 amino acids. Gene Ontology annotation, cellular component: membrane; Golgi apparatus. The transcript has a single exon. Gene Ontology annotation, molecular function: zinc ion transmembrane transporter activity. NCBI's taxonomy places the organism in Eukaryota, Fungi, Ascomycota, Sordariomycetes, Xylariales, Hypoxylaceae. Gene Ontology annotation, biological process: transmembrane transport; zinc ion transport; intracellular zinc ion homeostasis.
AUGGCUCCCAGCAGCCUUGCACCACCGCCCAUAUCUAUCACUCCCGUUAUCAAGACUCCAGACGACGACGGCGGCAGCGACGACGACGAUAGCCCUCAGGUGGAUUUGGAUUACGCCUUGUACGAGCGUAGGAGCUUACUACUUACACCAGACCGCGAUACUUUCUACGAUCCCAAUCGCUUAUCGCCUGUAGCUCCCACUUUCCAGAUCAACGACUUCUCCAGUCCUCCCAACAUGACGUCCAACUCGGGCGGUCCCAACGAAAAUGCUUCGCCAAUCGAUAUCCCCAGCUCCUCCAAUGGCGUCCCGAAUCCUUUCAACUUCCAGACCCAAGUAAUCUCCACCUCCCCCGUCAAGCCAAACGUUGGCCAGCGUCGUGGCCACAAGUACAAGCACUCGAGUAUCAGCGCCCAACACCAGAUCUUUCAAGAACCGCCGCCACGUCCACCACUUGCUCUGCCGCGAGAUCUGCCUAUACCCACUGUAAAAGAGGCUUGGAAGUCCAUGUCCAAGGACCAGCGCCACCGGCUGUAUUGGUGCAUAUGUCAUGGCGUCAUCGCCAUAUCCGUCUUCCUCUCCGCCCACGGCUCCCUCGCCAUGACGGCCCUCUCCCACCUAGUCUUAUUCGACGUCGGGUCUGCGCUCAUCUGCGUAGCCGUCGAAGUCCUAGGCAACUUCGAGGUGUGGAAACGGAGCAGCAUCCGGCACCCUUUCGGGUUGGAGCGCGCCGAAGUGCUAGCCGGCUUCGCCCUGAGCAUCUUCCUUAUCUUCGGCGGGUUUGACCUAGUUAGCCAUAAUUUGAAGCACGUCCUCGAGGGUAAAGGUGGGCACUCGUCGCACCACCCCGAUCCCCACGAGGGACUAGCCCCUAGAGUCCCACUCGGAGACGUUGAUAUGGCAAGUCUAGCCGCCAUCAUCGCAACCCUUGUGAGCGCGUAUGGUCUGAGAAACCACGCUCGCAUUAGCAAGGUCAUGCGUGUGAGCUACCUCGCCAGCUUACCCAGCGUCCUCUCGAAUCCCUUCCACUUUUUAACGCUCUCUACGUCUGCCCUUAUGGUGGUGCUCCCCCUUCUAUAUAUUCCCAUAGGCGUCCUUCUCGAUAGCACUAUCUGCGCUCUAGUCGCGAUAGCCAUGUUCGCGCUCGGCCUUCGUCUCGCCAUAGCCCAGGGCCUGAUGCUUCUGAUGAGCUACGGCGGACGCUCCGGGUCCGGACGGAACAAAGACGUUGGUGUCGCGGACGUAGUGCGUGAGAUCGAGGCCGAGCCGAGUGUUGAACGGGUCGAGGAGGCACAGUUUUGGCAGGUGCAUUAUGGUCUCUGCAUGGCGAACCUCAAACUCUCGGUUAGCAGGGGCGCCGACGACGCGGCCAUAAGCCGCCUUCGCGCUCGGAUAUCGAGCCUGAUCCAGAAUCGUCUGGGUGAGGGGUACGGCAAGGGCGGCAGCUUGAGAUGGGAAGUCAGUCUGCAGAUGGGCACAGCGGGGACGUACUAG